Maniola jurtina (meadow brown) is the source of this 1816-nucleotide messenger RNA. RefSeq names its product ATPase H(+)-transporting accessory protein 2 (gene ATP6AP2). NCBI's taxonomy places the organism in Eukaryota, Metazoa, Arthropoda, Insecta, Lepidoptera, Nymphalidae. Gene Ontology annotation, cellular component: membrane; external side of plasma membrane. Gene Ontology annotation, molecular function: signaling receptor activity. The transcript is spliced from 9 exons. Gene Ontology annotation, biological process: positive regulation of Wnt signaling pathway. The coding region runs from base 107 to 1162 and encodes 351 amino acids. The record is from RefSeq and is a predicted model, not a curated record.
UUAUUUUUCUCUGGCAAUACCUUAAUCAUAUGACUAUUGACUGAUUCUGUGAUUGACAGACCGUCUGCUCUGCUUGUACCACCAAUCCAUCUAUUUUUCAGGCAAAAUGGGUGGAACUAUGGUAUUUUUUUGGGUUACCCUUGCUAUAUCUGUAAUUGGUUCCAACGCUUCGGGUGAAUUCAGUAUAUUGCACAGUCCCGAUUCAUUGAAAUUUUCUGGAUCUAGUAAAACCCUGGAAAGCCUACUGAAAGAAAUAUAUUCUGCAUCUCUUGGCAUGUCCGUAGAAGAGAAUGCAGAUUGGAACGGCUUAACAAUAGUUGACCCUUUCAACACUCCUGAGGCAGUAUUAGAAGUGUACAUUGAUGGUGUACCUUCACUUGGUGAAACUGCUGGCUUAAAAACGAAGAAUUUCCCACUGAUUGUUGAUGAAUAUGAACCCGAUACAUAUGAUGCUGUGAGGCACAGAAUCAAACAGAGGUUUACCAAUGGAGGCAACACUUUAGUUAACAUCAGACUAUCAGAUCCUGAUGAUUUAUCAUCAGUGUCAAAUGUAUUUGGUGAAGUUGUUCCGCCCAAGCUUUCCAAGCAGACAUACCAGUACUUGAAACUCAACAAAGAUAAUGAAGAGGAUUACUUAUUCCUUUAUGAACUGGAAGUGUUGAAGUUAUUGACUGCUAAAGUAAAUUCUGGUGCAAUCUCUGCAGACAACAUUGUUGAUUAUUACAAUAUCAGAUUCCGUUCCCUUCACGCUCUGUCGGACUUCCAUGGCCCUAACUCCAUGCAAACUAAAGAAGCUAAAAAUCUGCUCGCUCACGCCCUGCAAGAGCUGAGCGACGCGUUCGUGAAGGCGUACUCGGGCUCCGUGCUGGUGUCCGCCGUCACCACCGACGUGGCACACACCCGCCGCGUGCGCGCCGCGCCCGAGCUCCGCGCCGACAAGCUCCUCGAGGAUGUGGCUCGGCAAGGCAACAGCAGUGAAAUUGGAAAUAAGGAAGACAACUACACGGCCGACUACGCCGCUAUAUUCAAUAUCAUCCUGUGGUUCAGCGUGGUGUUCGCCUUCGCGCUGGUGGCCAUCGUGUACGCCAUCAUGGACAUGGACCCCGGCAGGGACUCCAUCAUCUACCGCAUGACCAGCACCAGGAUGAAGAAAGACAACUAGACGUCUUCUUUACUGAAGACCCGCGUACCGAGUAUUCUGUCGAAUAACGGUUAUAUUCCUUUUCUUCAUCAUCAAUGGUUCAUUUAUUAAUUAAUUAUUCUAUGAGUCAGCUCAUUAUGCGAGUUAAUUUAUGAGUGAGCGAAACGAAUUUGUAAAGUUUGACAGCUGUAAUGUGACGUCACAAUUAUCUCUGAUUGGCUGAUACUCCCUCACUAUUUUCUAGAAUGCACAGUUGCAGCAAGAAUGUUAGAAAUUCAGCCCAUUACAAUUAGCGCAAUGUGUUAAUAAAAUUAAUCUCCCAUCAUUCUGAUGUUAGUCUUGUGAGUUUUCUGUUCUUUCUAAUGCAUACAAUUCAUGCUCACCUAAACCGUUCAACAAUAGGUAAUUGGCUAAACACUCGGUAUGUGUAAACUGUGCUUUCACUUUUUAGUAGUAUUUAUUGGCAUAUUUUCCAACAUUCGAAACCGCUUAGCGGAAAAUUUCCUACAAGACUUUAUUUUUCCAGAAACACAUACACCUGUUUCUGUUAUAACGAGGUGAUUAUAGUUUAUAAAAUAUUAACUCGUUAACUUAUUGUAUUAUUAAGUGUAAAAUAAAUGUUACGUGAGUUGUAAUUAAUAUUAUGUUCAAAGUAAUAAAUUCGUUUUAUUUAAA